Molecule: messenger RNA, 2495 nt
Organism: Thlaspi arvense
Lineage: Eukaryota; Viridiplantae; Streptophyta; Magnoliopsida; Brassicales; Brassicaceae
Source: the annotation of a GenBank genome assembly
ACCACGUGAAGGAAUCUAAUGAGUAGACUAUGGCCCCUGUCCCGUACCGUAGCCUUAGAGAAACUGUUUUGAGUCAAAAGCGAGCAACGGCGCUUAAAAGGAUUUGACCGCCGUCACGGUGGUGUGAACAAAAGAUUGAGCCAUGGCAGUCUCCGUAAUUAAAACGACUAAACCGAGGGUAAAAUAGGAAAAUCAAAGACUAUUACGUCACGUGCGAGCCGGAACAUGGCACAAUUGGCAGACUACAGCAACCAAGUGGUCAGCUUCAGGUUUUUAUGUACCAAACAAACAAACAAAUAUAGCUUUCACCGAAAAACUCACCGGAAAAACAAAAAAAAACUCAGGAUGACGACGACGGAGGCGCAAGCGACGUUGUCGAUGGAGUCGUUACCUCUAGGUUUCAGAUUUAGACCGACGGAUGAAGAACUCAUCAAUCACUAUCUGAGGUUGAAAAUCAACGGCCGUGAUUUAGAGGUCAGAGUCAUCCCGGAGAUCGAUGUAUGCAAGUGGGAGCCAUGGGACUUACCUGGGCUUUCGGUGAUUAAGGCGGAUGAUCAAGAGUGGUUCUUCUUCUGUCCUCGUGAUCGGAAGUAUCCGAGUGGCCACCGCUCAAAUAGAGCCACUGACAUUGGAUACUGGAAAGCUACUGGGAAAGAUCGAACUAUCAAGUCGAAGAAGAUGAUUAUUGGUAUGAAGAAGACUCUCGUCUUCUAUCGUGGUCGAGCUCCUAGAGGAGAGCGUACUAGCUGGAUUAUGCACGAGUAUCGUGCCACUGACAAGGACCUCGACGGCACUGGACCUGGCCAGAACCCGUAUGUGUUGUGUCGCUUGUUUCACAAGCCUAGUGACAGCUGUGAUGUUGCAAACUGUGACGAGAUAGAGAAUGUGAACUCCACUCCCACCACUACUAGAUUCUCUCCUGAUGAGAAUUCUUCUGAGAUGGUUCAAGAAACAGCCACGUCUCGUGUAUAUGCUCAAAAUAGACCAGAUGACGCUGAGAGGUGUCCAAGCGACAAAGGUAGUGAUGUUAGACCUGAGGAUCCAGUGGUUAAAACAGAGAAAUCUGCCAAUCACGCUGAAACUUCUCGCGACAGAGACCGUGUUUCAGGCAGAAGCCUAGUAGAGGAAAAUGCAAAUGCAAGGGACUUGGCACCUAUUUGUGGACCGAGCUUUACUCAAAUCAGCGACCAAACGUAUUAUCCAGCACAAGCAAGCAUCGGUUUUCCUGCAACAAACAUGGAUUCGAUGUAUUCUAGCGAUUUCGGAAACUGUGAUUACGGUCUACAUUUUCAGGAUGGUGCCGCAAUACAAGAUGAGUCCUUGACAGAUGUCCUUGAUGAGGUGUUCCAUAGCCAUAAUCAAUUCUCUAGUGAAGAAGGGAAAGACUUUGCGCUUCCGAAUAUGAUACAUUGGCCUGGAAACACAAGACUACUCACUACCGAUCAUCCGUUUCCUAGAGACGCCGAUGGUUUUGGUAGUAAUGGAGCUGCUGAAGUUUCUGGCCCACAGCACUUUGUUCCUGACAUUGUAGCUUCAAGAUGGAUGAGUGAUCACCAAGUUGAUAGCAAGGAGGUAGUAGACAUGCAAUCUUCAUCGGGAUCUUCUCGAACCUUGACGCCACUUCACAGCAACGUUUUAGGGCAGUAUGGUUCAGCGUCUUACGCAGCUAUAGAUCCGUUUAACUUUAAUGUCAAUCAGCAAAGCCCUGUUGACCGCAACAUGAGCCCCAGUGACGUUUCCGGGUUCAAGGAUAGGCCUAGGGAGAAUCAGACGGAUCUUGACUUUGUUGUGAACCAAGGAACUGCUCCUAGAAGAAUCCGGCUACAAAUCGAGCAGUCGUUUAACAAUGAGAAAGAGAGAGAUGCAGAUAACUAUGAAGAAGAUGAAGUACAAUCUGCCAUUUCCAAGGUCGUAGAGGAGAACGAUGCAAGUUUUCUUGACAGAGAUAAGACAAGAGCACAGGGACAUGAAAGCUUGUCGGAAUCAGCUAAUUUAAGGACUCAGGGAACAGCUCAUAGGAGAAUCCGCCUGCAGACGAGACUUCGGAAGCUUCCUGUAACCCCAAGAGACCCAAACUGCAGUAAAGAAGAAGCAAGCCAUAGCAAGGAAAAGGAAGAUGUACCAUCGUCAUCGUCAUCAUCAUCAUGGCAGAAACAGAAGAAGCUAAUGAGGAGCUUAGUGCAGUAUAGUAGUAUGGUGAUAGUAGUGGCGGUGAUAGUUGUUUUAGUAGGAAUAUGGAAAGAGUCGAGAGAUGCCAAAUGUAGCUUCUUGUUUCAUCAAUUGGAUUCCUUUAAAGGCAUGUUUAGCUCUUGAUAUAUAGAUUUAUUCUCCAUGUUUUUUUUUGUUUGUAUAAUUAAUCAUGUUUUAGUCUGUUUUUUUGUAUGUUCUUUUUCUUUUCUGUGUAGUGUUUGAGUGAUAAAGUCCAAAUUCUCUAGAAUCAUUAACAAGUAGUUCUCUUUUUUCCAUUUUCGCAGUUCAAACUAUUUUUAAUUGUG